GGCCCAGCAACCAGGAAGCAGUUCACAGCCAACGCUCUAAGUGAGAACUAGAACCCGUUUUUUACACCAACUACCUAAAACAAUACAAAAUCAACAAACAUGAAAUUCUUCGCUGUUGCUGUUUUGCUAGCCUUUGUCGCCGUCGCUGCUGCGCAAGAAGGCGUCGGCAAGUUGACCGAAGAACAGAAACAAAAGGCUCGCGCUUUGGGCACUGAAUGCUUGAAAGAAACCGGUGCUUCCGAAGAGGCGAUUCGUGCUCUCAUCAAAGGUGAUGACAGUCAAGUUGAUGGCAAAGUCAAAUGCUUCUCCAAGUGCAUGCAAGAGAAAUUGGGUUUUGUAGAGAAUGGUAAGGUCAAUGAGGAAAAGGUACAGAACUUUUUGGGCAAAUUGAUCGGCGAGGAGAAUGCUAAAGCUACUCAAGCUAAGUGCAAUGAUUUGAAGGGUACCGACGAAUGUGACACCGCCUUCCAAAUUCGCCAAUGUUAUGCAGCUGGGCACGAGGGCUUGGAUUUUUAAACACCAUCAAGUAUUAGUAGUCAUGUGAAGAAUGUAUUAAAAUUAAUACUCUUAAGGCACCUCUUUGCUAAUAAAAUUCACUUGCCUCUCAUGUGUUUUAAAAGUUAAA
Messenger RNA from Bactrocera dorsalis (oriental fruit fly), 625 nucleotides. Its product is annotated as general odorant-binding protein 56d. NCBI's taxonomy places the organism in Eukaryota, Metazoa, Arthropoda, Insecta, Diptera, Tephritidae. Bases 100 to 516 code for a protein of 138 amino acids. The record is from RefSeq and is a predicted model, not a curated record. The transcript is spliced from 2 exons. Gene Ontology annotation, biological process: sensory perception of smell. Gene Ontology annotation, molecular function: odorant binding.